This is a messenger RNA of Glycine soja, 1219 nucleotides long. RefSeq names its product GDT1-like protein 5. The transcript is spliced from 13 exons. Gene Ontology annotation, cellular component: Golgi apparatus. Gene Ontology annotation, biological process: calcium ion transmembrane transport; Golgi calcium ion transport; Golgi calcium ion homeostasis. Gene Ontology annotation, molecular function: manganese ion transmembrane transporter activity; calcium ion transmembrane transporter activity. Bases 226 to 915 code for a protein of 229 amino acids. The record is from RefSeq and is a predicted model, not a curated record. NCBI's taxonomy places the organism in Eukaryota, Viridiplantae, Streptophyta, Magnoliopsida, Fabales, Fabaceae.
AGGGAAUUGAAUCCCAUGCUCUGCACAAUAUAAUUUUUUAAAAGCAAAAAAAACCACGCGCUCACACGCGCACCUUCCACUCUGAGAAGCGAGUAUUUCUCCCUCUUCAAUGUUCUCCCUCCUCCGAUGACUUUCACCAUACAACCAACGAAGAACACACUCUCACAUAUUAUUAGCUUUUAGCUCUCUCUCUCUCUCUCAGUCCUUCUUCUUCGCCCAGCCAACAUGAGCUCAAUCGUUCAGGGUUUCACCAAGUCGCUGGCCAUGACCAUUCUCUCUGAGAUCGGCGACAAAACUUUUUUUGCAGCUGCGAUACUGGCUAUGCGACACCCAAGACGCCUAGUCUUAUCAGGUUGCUUAUCGGCUUUGAUUGUGAUGACCAUUCUCUCUGUUCUUGUUGGCUGGGCUGCUCCAAAUCUGAUCUCUCGUACAUGGACUCAUCACAUUACAACAUUUUUAUUCUUGGGAUUUGGACUUUGGUCCUUAAAAGACGCUAUAUUUGAAGAAGGGGAUGCGGAAGAAUUGGCUGAAGUUGAAGCUAAAUUGGAUAAAGAUUGGAAGGCUAGCAAUGGAGCUACAAAAAAUAGCAAUAAGGAUGAUGAUGCCACAAAAAAGCAUAAACGGUCAUUUUUAUCUCAGUUUUUUUCUCCUAUCUUUUUACAGGCAUUUUCUAUCACCUUUUUUGGUGAAUGGGGUGACAAGAGCCAGUUGGCUACCAUAGGUUUGGCUGCAGAUGAGAACCCAUUUGGUGUGGUUCUUGGAGGGAUUCUGGGACAAGCAUUGUGCACUGCUGCUGCUGUUGUUGGAGGAAAGAGUUUAGCUUCUCAGAUAUCUGAAAAAAUUGUUGCACUCUCAGGUGGAAUUCUUUUCAUUGUUUUUGGAAUUCAGUCAUUCCUCUCUCCAGUUGAAUCAUGAAGGCUGUGCUUUUGAGGGGAUGAAAAACUUUUCCAUCAUUGGAGCAGUAGUUCAAAGUGAAACUGGUAGGUCACAACUCAUUGUGCACCCAAUUUGGGUGCACUUAAGUUAUGUACAAUAAUCUCUCUAUGCAAAGUGGGUAGAACCCACCCAAGUACUGUAACUUGACUGGUUAUCACUCGUUAUUUUUGUCUCUCACAAGGUUGAUCUUUAGUUGUUUCCCCCUAAAGUGUCAAGUACCAUUGUAGAAGUCUUGCUCAACACAUAAUUUCAACUAUAACAAACUUAAAAAUAUUCUAGUUAA